CAGGUGUUAAUUUUUUCACUAAUUUCGGACACUUUUUCUAGAUUCAAGGAACCGUUAGAUAGUUGCAGAUUAUCUAAUAAUAAAAUAUCUAUAGCAGAUUUCCUAGUAUUACCAGACGGCUGAUUUUAUAAAAAUUGUUGACUUUACAGAUUUUGGUUUAUCUUUGACUCCGCGCAACACCAUUACUAAACACGGCUAUAAAUAUUCAAUUAUUAAUAUCCUAGACGUUGAUUAAUUAAUUUAGAACUUGGUAGGGGAAGGUAGAGGACAAGAAUUUGGGUAUUUUAAGCGCAAAACACCUCCUUAAAUACAAAAAUCAAUUCUUUUAGAAGGAAAUAUAUAUAGGGAAAAUCGUGCCCCUGCUAUUCCCUACAUGCACUGAAAUGGAAACUUCCAUCCGUUUUAGCGAGAAAUAGAUAAGACUUUUCUAAUCGAACUAAAAAUUGUCAAUUGGCGUUUACCAAGAAAACGGGAAGAUGAUUCUCAUAUAUUUGAUUUUCUUUUUCCUCAUCUUGUACUACCUGUACUCCAAGAACUACACCUUCUGGCAGUCCCUCAAAGUCCCCUUCGACAAACCCUUCUUCCUCUUCGGAAGCUUCUACAACAUCGCGGCCCGCAAAGAGCACGUCUUUGAGCGCAUCCGGACAAUCUACAACGAAUUCUCGACGCCAUACGUGGGCAUCUACAUCUUCCACCAACCCAUUCUUCUGAUCAGGAGUCCCGAGAUCCUCAAGAAGGUCUUGGUCAAGGACUUCGACAAGUUCACGAACAGGAACAUCGCGACCAACGAAGCCGCUGAUCCUCUGGCCUUCCACACGCUCUUCAUCGCCAAAGAUGCGGUAUGGAGGAACCUUCGGGCUAAACUAUCCCCAGUGUUCACUUCGGGUAAAAUGAAGUUGAUGUUUCCGUUGAUGCAAGAGUGCGUUGAUGAUCUACACUCGUUUCUCAGUCAACACGCAGGUGAAGAAAUCGAGGUGAAGAUGAUGAUGAAGAAGUACUCGGUUGAUAUCAUCUCGACUUGUGCUUUUGGUAUCAACACGUUCUGUUUCCGUAACGAUAAUUCCGAAAUUUUGAAAAUGGCGACCAAAUUAGUAGAUUUUAAGUCGUUUGUAAGGAGUAUUUCGAUCUUCAGUUUCUUCUUUCUGCCGAGGUUUGUGGAUAUUUUUAGACUGACGUUCGCGGAUAAGUCGGCAUCGGAUUAUUUGAUAAGCGUGUUCAAGAACACGCUGCAAGAAAGAGAGAAGAGGAAGAUCAUCAGGCAUGAUUUUAUCGACUUGUUGAAUAAUUUAAGAAAGAGUGAAACGAUCACUGAUGGUUACAAAUUUGGUACGUUGUGGAUACUAAUUUUGACAAAAAUUGAACAUUUUUUUGUAGAUGACGAUAUCAAGAUGGCGGCACAAGCUAUAGCUUUUUUCUCAGCUGGAAACGACACAACGUCUAUUACUUUAGCGCUUACGUGUUACGAGCUUUCGUUAAAUAAAGCUAUCCAGGAUCGACUGAGGCAAGAAGUUACCGAAAAUUUCCACGAAAAUGGUUCGUUUACGUAUGAGACCAUACAACAAAUGAAGUACUUGGACAUGGUCAUAAGUGAAACCUUGAGAAAAUACCCUUUGGCGCCAUUUUUAACCCGAGAAGCCGACGUGGACUACACGUUUGAAGAAACCGGAUUCACACUAGGCAAAGGCGUUUCUAUUAUUGUUCCAAUUUCUGGGCUACACUACGAUCCUCAGUACUACCCACAGCCGGACAAGUACGACCCUGAACGGUUUAGUGACGACAAUAAGAAGAAUUUGACGCCAUAUACGUACUUGCCGUUUGGAGAAGGACCCAGAAAUUGUAUUGGGCAAAGAUUUGCGUUGCUAGUGAGCAAGGUGGCCAUGGCGGCCAUUAUUAAGGAUUUCGUGUUUGACGUCACUGAUAAAACGCCUGUGCCGCUACGGUUUGAUCCUGGUUCAUUGUUUGUGCAAAAUAGGGGCGGUCUGCACUUGAAAGUCACAAAAGUUUGAGAUUAUUUUAAUGUGUGUUUCUAAAUUUGUUUUAGAAUAAAGCUGUACAUAAUAAA
Zophobas morio is the source of this 2062-nucleotide messenger RNA. Its product is annotated as cytochrome P450 6k1-like. Gene Ontology annotation, molecular function: monooxygenase activity; heme binding; iron ion binding. NCBI's taxonomy places the organism in Eukaryota, Metazoa, Arthropoda, Insecta, Coleoptera, Tenebrionidae. The transcript has 5 exons. The record is from RefSeq and is a predicted model, not a curated record. The coding region runs from base 477 to 2006 and encodes 509 amino acids.